GCAAAAUGGCACAAUCAAGUUCCGUCGUUGGUUCUGGCACCACAUCAAGUGUGGUAUCCCUUAAAGCUUUCCACAGGAUAAAUUGGGCAGUAUUUGCUGUCUGUUUCACUGCUUUCGCUUCGCGAAUCUAUAUCCGUUUCCAUUGCUUUCGCCGUUUGCUUGUUGAUGACUGGAUCAUGAUGUUUGCUUUCGCACUUCUGCUCUCUGUGAUAGCUAUUGGUCAAGCUUUCCUGGACGAUGUGUACAAAGAAAUAGAAUUCGAAAAUGGACGACUACUACCAGACGAAACCCUUCCGAGGAUCGUAGAGCGCGGCCUACAUGGAUUUGGCGCGGCCGGAUUGAUCUCACUUAUCGGCAUAAGUGCAAUCAAAAUCAAUUUUCUCGUUUUUUUCAAGCGACUAGGAACCCGAAGGCCUUCCUAUCAUGUAUUCUGGUACAUUGUGUUGUUCCUUACCCUGGCUUGUGGAUCAGUCAAUAUUGGAUUGGUUGUCUACGAGUGCGUCUUCACGACAUUUGGUUAUUUAAUGAAGCAUUGUUCGUCGCGAAGUAUACUAUUAAGGUAUUACAACUUUCAGAAGGUUUCUGUUAGUCUAGACGUCUUUUCUGAUGCGCUGAUUGUCAUAUUUCCUAUCGUUAUACUAUGGAACGUGCGCAUCGGGCAGCGGAAGAAGAUAAUCCUGUCUUGCACUUUCGGUCUAGUGGCGCUUACUAUCGCGGUUACAAUAGUAAGAGGGAGCAUAUUUGGAGGAGCGUAUAAGACCUUCGACAGCCAGGCCAAGACCCUCAACAUUGCUUGGAUGUGGUUCUGGCUAUUCAUUGAAUUCUCUGUCGCUUUCUUCAUUGCCUGUUUGAUCUCGUACCGGGCGCUGUUUACUCAAGUGCGAUUUCAACAUUUGGCCAUACAAGGACAACUAGACUCAUCAAACUCUACAUCAUGGAAAAGCUCCAGCCUGUUUCGCCGGGCAGGAUAUCUGCAUAAUAGUCUACUUCGUACUUUCAAGGAAUUAGAGACUGGAGACCCGCUGCGACUACCAGAGCCAGAGUCAGGAAGGUUCAGCCCUACAUUCCUUGCGGAGAUUGAGAAUGCCCAUAGUGAGGAAAGAGGUAUCGGAGCAUAUCAACUAGAAGAUAUGGCGAAACGAAAGAGUACUGGGUGA
Molecule: messenger RNA, 1157 nt
Organism: Aaosphaeria arxii CBS 175.79
Lineage: Eukaryota; Fungi; Ascomycota; Dothideomycetes; Pleosporales
Exons: 4
Coding region: 6-1157 (383 amino acids)
Source: RefSeq, a predicted model, not a curated record